This is a messenger RNA of Syngnathus typhle (broad-nosed pipefish), 4120 nucleotides long. RefSeq names its product importin 4 (gene ipo4). Gene Ontology annotation, biological process: protein import into nucleus. The transcript has 30 exons. The record is from RefSeq and is a predicted model, not a curated record. Lineage: Eukaryota; Metazoa; Chordata; Actinopteri; Syngnathiformes; Syngnathidae. Gene Ontology annotation, cellular component: cytoplasm; nucleus. Bases 292 to 3546 code for a protein of 1084 amino acids. Gene Ontology annotation, molecular function: nuclear import signal receptor activity; small GTPase binding.
GAAAACGCCGGUCCCUUUAAGCCUCUCACGUGGGUCUGUUGGCUCGGACUGUCUCGCGUGCUGGAAGCGGAGGCUAACUCAUUGCUCCUUUCUUUGCCGUCUUCAACAUCAUCCCGGUUUCAUUGAUGUUAGCAUGAGAACAAGCAUUAGUCAUAGGCAACGUCUUAGCGAGCGACAUAUACGCCAAGUUUCGUUUGAGAAGCGUCACUUGUUCGAAGGCUGAGGCAGCCACGACGGGAGGACAACGCCGGUAACUUUUCCCCUUGUCCAUUUUGCUGACACCUCGACCAAAUGGUGACAAUGACAGAAGAACUUGAGCAAAUCCUCCUGCGAAUGACACAGCCGGACAAUGCCGUCAUCCAGCAGGCCACGAUCCAGCUGAAGCAGCUUUUCAAAGAGCCAGCCAUCAUUCCUGCCCUUUGUGCUGUCAUGAGAGGCUCCUCAAACCCUCAGGUCCGUCAGUCCGCCGCAGUGAUGCUCCGGCUAAGGGUGAAGAAACAAUGGAGAAAGAUAAGCCCACCUGACAGAGAGAGCCUCAAGGCGGUGGUGCUGCAGGCAUUCAUGCAGGAAACGGAACACCAAGUGCGGCACUCGCUCUCCCAGUUAUGCGCCAUGAUGGUCAAACACGAGACUCCCGACAGCUGGCCUGCCCUGCUGGAGCUCCUCAAUCAAGCAACCAAGAGUGCCAACCCACAUGACAGACAGGUUGGACUGCUGCUUCUGAACAAGGUGAUGGAGUCCAACCCGGAGCCUUUCCAUCCUCACUACAGCCAGCUUCUGCAGCUCUUUAGCACCGUGCUACAGGACCACAGCAACCCGACAGCCUUGUAUUACUGUAUCCUCAGCCUUACGGCCAUGACAGUUUACACUGGCACCCAACAUAUGAACCAGAUGCGCUCCAUCAUCCCGAGUCUGAUUGUCGCUCUGAAACACCUUAUUAAAGCAGACGAGAGCCAAGCUGGUGAGGCGAUGGAGGUAUUCAACGAGCUGAUGGAGAGCGAGGUGUCCAUCAUUGUACCUCACGUUGCAGACAUGGUUGGCUUCUUGUUGGAGGUGGGCAGCGACCCCACGCUGACCGACUCGCUUCGUGUCAAAGCCCUCUCUUGCGUUGCCUUUCUCAUCAAGUUAAAGAGCAAAACGGUGCUGAAGCAGAAGCUGCUGCUUCCCAUACUGCAAGCCAUCUUCCCCAUUUUGACAGCCGAGCCCCUCCCCGGUGAGCACGACCCGGAGGAUGACGAAGAUGACGACGGAGAUGGCACGGACGAUGGCAAUCCCAAACAUUGUGCCGCUCAGGUCAUUGACACCAUGGCACUCCAUAUGCCCCCGGAGAAACUCUUCCGUGAACUGAUGCCACUGACUCAGACCUGCCUGACCAGUGAUAAGCCCUACCAGAGGAAAGGGGGCCUCAUGUGUCUGGCUGUGCUCGCUGAAGGAUGUGCAGAUCAUAUCCGCAACAAGAUGCUGUCAUCGGUGCUGCAGACGGUCUGCCAGAGUAUUUCGGAUUCCAACCAGGUGGUGCGCAGCGCCGCUCUGUUCGCGCUGGGACAGUUCUCGGAACAUUUACAGCCUGAAGUUAGUAAACAUUGUGAGGAAUUGAUGCCUUUGCUCCUCGGCUAUCUUUCGUCUUUAAACCACACCAAGGUUGGCCACGUCACUAAGGCCUUUUAUGCGCUGGAGAAUUUCAUGGAGAACUUAGGAGCAGAUAUUGAGCCCUACCUUCCCACCCUGAUGGACACCAUGUUGUCGGCCCUCAACAGCACCGACAGCCUGAAAAUCAAAGAGCUCACUGUAUCUGCCAUCGGCGCCAUCGCCAAUGCUGCCAAGGAGCUGCUGGUUCCUUACUUUCCCCCGGUCAUUGAAAGCCUGAAGGCUUUUCUCACAGCCACCACCGAGGAAAUGAGGUCGCUGCAAACUCAGUCUUUAGACACGCUGUCUGUGCUGGCUCGAACCAUCGGCAAAGAGGUCUUCAGUCCUCUGGCUGCGGAAUGCGUUCAACUGGGUCUCAAACUCACCGACUCCAUAGAUGACCCGGACCUAAGACGCUGCACGUACAGUCUUUAUUCAUCAGUGUCCACAGUCAGCCCAGACUGCCUGACUCCUCAUCUCACUCCGAUCACAACAAUCAUGCUACUUGCCCUCAAGUCCAACGAAGGCAUCACGGCGCACCUGGACGAGGUUGCCCUGCUGGAUGACGACGACGACGACGAGGGAGCGAAGGAUUCGGAAGAGAUUGCGGACGACGAGCCCGAUAUGGAUGUCCACGAUGCCGCAGGAUUCAGCGUGGAGAACGCCUACAUUGACGAAAAGGAGGAUGCCUGCGACGCACUGGGGGAGAUUGCCUACAACACUGGUGCUGUUUUCCAGCCCUUCUUAGAGUCCAGCUUCCAGCAGGUUUUGGAAAUGAGAGAUUACCCCCACGAGGAUGUCCGCAGGGCAGCAUUUGGAGCAAUGGGCCAAUUCUGUCGGGCACAGCACAAGGUUUGGAUGGAGAAUCCCACCGACGUCAAUCACCAAGCCUUGUUGAAGAUAUUGGAUGUGGUGAUUCCCAGCUUUCUGGAGGCCGUGCGCACCGAGCCCGAGCGCCAAGUUGUGAUGGGUAUCCUGGAAACUAUGAACAGUGUCAUAAAGUCGUGCAAGGAGAAAGUUUUCAAGAACCCCACUCGCCUCAAGGAGAUCAGCACCGUCAUCCGUGACGUUUUGAAAAAGAAGACCGCAUGUCAGGACGGCGAUGAAGCUGAUGACGACGACCAAGAGGCAGAGUACGACGCCAUGCUCCAAGAGUUUGCAGGUGAAGGGAUCCCCCUCCUGGCCGCUUCGGUGCCGGCCGACAGCUGUGCUCCUGUCAUCUUUGACCUGCUGCCUCUCAUCUUGAGCAAAACUAAAUCAUCAUGCACCGAGGCAGAGAAGUCCUUUUCUCUGGGUACCCUUGGAGAAAUUCUGCAGGCUCUGAUCCACUCGUCCGGAGGUCGGGAACUGGCGGGCCAACUGUCCAGUCGUCUCUUUCCAGUCUUGGUGGCCGGAGUGAAAGAGAGUGACGCCGAGGUCCGCAGCAACAGUGUCUUUGGACUGGGAUGCCUCGCCCAGGCUGCCGGGCCCCUCGUAGCCUCAAAUUAUCCCACCAUGCUGGGCGUCUUCUCCAACUUGCUGUCUAAAGAGGCCGACCCCAGAGUGAUUGACAACUUGUGCGCGGCACUCUGCAGGAUGAUUUUAAGUAACGUGGAUGUCGUCCCAUUGGAGCAGGUUGUCCCAGUUCUGGUUGCCCGUCUUCCUCUCAAAGAGGACUUGGAGGAGAACAAGACUGUGUUCAGCUGUCUGGCCAUGCUCUACUCGCACAGUCCUGCUCUGAUUGUGAAGCUAAUGAAGCCCAUCGUUGAUUCAUCUUGUCACGUACUCAGCAACAAGGAAGUGGAUAAAGAAACACAGACGAUUCUGGCCACGUUGUUAAAACAAUUCACUAAGCAGCACUUGGCAGACUUCCAAGCGGCCGUGAACUCGCUUCCCGGAGAGGAGCAGGCUAAGAUCAGCGCUGUCAUCAGCACGGCUUGAUGGCAAGUUGCGUGGUGGUGGUGGACAGUCAGGCAGGCAGCCAGAGUGGUUACUUUUUAUAGUUACAAAAAACAACAACAACAACUCAUUGUCCCACUGCUAACAUUUGCUCUUCUUGUCAGAAUUGACUCAUCAUUUAUUUGUCAUUUCUGAUCAUAACAUUUAUUUGGUCAGCAACUUUCUUUGGAAUACGAAGUGAGCUUUCAGAGCUCAAAUAACCGAGAUGAUGAAGCUCCAGCUCUCUAGGUGCUAUUUAUGGAGCACUUCGGUCACACUAUAUUUGAUUUGGAAAAUACAUGAAUUUGAAAUGGCUGGCAAGAUUGUUGCAGAAAUAGUCCAGCAUAAUAGAUCCUGAUGAUUUAUUGACCUUUUCGAAACCAUUCAUCAUAUUAAAGGUAGGUGGCUGCCAUCAUGAUGUCCAUCACGUUGCACCAUUUCACAUCUCAAGUUGCUUUUGCCACAUGGAUGACGGUGACUUACUUGCGAGCAGAGAUGGAUGAGCAACUUGUUUGAGGAAGAUUUACAUCAUACCUUGUAUUUUGUAACUUUACAAAAUAAAGCCACUUUUUCUCAA